ACAAAUACGAAAAUCUGGUUGCUCUGUUUUGCGCUGGUAUCUCGCUUGUAUGGCCUCUCGCCUCAUCUCUCAGCGAUGAAGGAAAAUCGUUGAUGUCCAUUAAAGCUUCAUUUAGCAACAUAGCUAAUGUGCUUCUAGACUGGGAUGAGGUUCACAAUGAUGACUUCUGUUCAUGGAAGGGAGUAUCUUGUGGCAAUUUCAGCAUGUCCGUUGUUUCUCUGAAUCUGUCAAAUCUGAACUUGGGUGGAGAAAUCUCUCCGGCUAUUGGAGAUUUGAAAAGCCUUGAGUCUGUAGACCUUCAAGGAAACAAAUUAACUGGUCAAAUCCCCGACGAGAUUGGAAACUGUGUUUCUCUUGUAUUUUUGGACUUGUCUGAUAACAUGCUCGAAGGAGACAUACCAUUUUCAAUCUCUAAGCUUAAGCAACUCGAGCUAUUGAAUUUGAAGGACAACCAGCUAACUGGUCCGAUUCCUUCAACACUGACACAAAUUCCUAACCUAAAAACACUUGAUCUUGCCCGAAACCAGCUUGUGGGAGAGAUUCCGAGAUUGAUUUACUGGAAUGAAGUACUUCAAUAUCUAGGAUUGCGAGGAAACAUGUUAACAGGAACAUUGUCCCCUGAUAUGUGCCAAUUGACUGGCCUUUGGUACUUUGAUGUUAGGGGCAACAACCUGACUGGUACUAUACCUGAUAACAUUGGCAACUGCACCAGUUUUGAGAUUCUGGAUAUUUCUUACAAUCAGAUCACUGGAGAAAUACCGUACAAUAUUGGUUUUCUACAAGUUGCUACCCUGUCUUUACAAGGGAAUAUGUUAACUGGAAAGAUUCCCGAGGUUAUAGGUCUAAUGCAAGCCCUUGCUGUCCUGGAUUUAAGUGAAAAUGAGUUAGUGGGACCAAUUCCACCAAUUCUUGGAAACCUCUCUUACACCGGAAAGCUGUAUCUCCACGGAAACAAACUUACUGGUCCAAUACCACCCGAGCUGGGAAAUAUGUCAAAGCUAAGCUAUUUGCAAUUAAACGACAACCAUCUGACUGGAGGUAUUCCUGCUGAACUUGGGAAUUUAGACCAACUUUUUGAACUAAAUCUGGCUAACAACAAUCUAGAAGGUCCCAUUCCCGAGAACAUCAGCUCUUGCACGGCAUUAAAUCAAUUCAAUGUGCAUGGUAACCUUUUAAACGGAUCCAUUCCUUACGGCUUAAAACAUCUGGACAGCCUUACUUAUCUGAAUUUUUCCUCAAAUCAAUUCAGAGGCAACAUACCACUUGAGCUUGGGCACAUUAUAAAUCUUGAUACAUUGGAUCUUUCAAGUAACUACUUCUCUGGAUCUGUCCCUGCAUCUGUUGGUGACCUGGAGCAUCUUCUUACUCUGAAUCUAAGUCACAAUCAUCUUAGUGGAUCAAUUCCCUCUGAAUUUGGUAAUCUGAAGAGCAUACAAACAAUGGAUAUGUCUUUCAACAAGUUGUCUGGGAGCAUCCCUGAAGAGUUGGGGCAAGUGCAGAAUCUAGCCUCUCUCAUAUUAAAUAACAAUGCUUUGAGUGGAAAAAUUCCUGAGCAGCUAAGCAACUGCUUAAGCCUAGAGAAACUGAAUUUCUCUUAUAACAACUUUACUGGGUUGGUUCCUGUAGGCAGAAACUUCUCUCGGUUCUCACCCGACAGCUUCAUUGGCAAUCCGUUAUUAUGUGGCCACUGGUUGGGCUCAAUCUGUGAUCCAUACCCCCCAAAGCCGAAAGCUAUAUUUUCAAGGACCACAGUAGUUUGCAUCGCAUUAGGCUCCGUCACAUUGCUCUCAAUGAUAAUAGUUGCUAUAUACAAAUCCAACCAGCCAAAGCAGUUUCUCAAAGGCUCUAACAAGAGUACCAUGCAAGGUUCGACGAAGCUGGUUGUGCUUCACAUGGAUAUGGCCAUUCACACAUACGAAGAUAUAAUGAGGCUCACUGAGAAUAUGAGUGAGAAAUACAUAAUAGGAUACGGAGCUUCGAGCACAGUAUACAAAUGCGUGUUGAAAAAUUCCCGACCAAUAGCAAUUAAGCGACUCUACAAUAAUCAGUACCCUAACGACACCCGUCUGUUCGAAAACGAACUAGGCACAAUCGGAAGUAUACGGCAUAGAAACCUUGUCACCUUGCAUGGCUACUGCUUCUCUCCGCAAGGGAAUCUUCUCUUCUAUGAUUACAUGGAAAACGGAUCCCUUUGGGAUCUUCUUCAUGGGCCAUCGAAGAAGGUGAAACUGGACUGGGAAAUGCGUUUGAAAGUUGCGGUUGGAGCUGCACAAGGGCUUGCUUACCUUCACCAUGACUGCAAUCCGAGAAUCAUUCACCGAGACGUGAAAUCUUCAAAUAUUCUACUCGAUGGAAACUUCGAAGCCCAUCUUUCCGAUUUUGGAAUAGCAAAAUGUCUUCCCACUACAAAAACGCAUGCGUUUACUUAUGUUUUGGGGACAAUAGGCUACAUUGAUCCAGAGUACGCAAGAACAAUUAGGCUAACUGAAAAAUCAGAUGUUUACAGUUUCGGCAUUGUGCUACUCGAGCUAUUAACGGGAAAGAAAGCCAUUGACAACGACUUGAACUUACAUCAGCUGAUGCAGUCUAAAGCGGACGAUGAUACGUUAAUGGAUGCCGUGGAUCCAGAAGUUUCCAUUACGUGUACGGAUUUGUCUCAUGUAAGAAAAGCAUUCCAGCUGGCAUUGCUUUGCACGAAACAGCAUCCCACAGCGAGACCAACUAUGCACGAGGUUCGCAACGUUCUCGUCUCUUUGUUGCCUUCUCCACCAAAGAACACAACAUGCUCAACAAAUACGAAAAGUGUCGACUACGCACAGUUUGUGGUUGGUAAAGAACAACAGCCUCAUCACUUGCAAACCCCUCAGCAGCAGCAGCAGUUACAACAGGACAACAGUUCAUCAUCCGAUGCUCAAUGGUAUGUAAGAUUUGGUGAGGUUAUUUCCAACAACACUUUUUGAGUGGAUUAAGGUUAAUAUUAUGUCGUACGGGGUAUUUAAAGGAAGGGAUAAAUGUCAUCCCAGUUUUGUUUUGUUGUUUCCCUCGUAAGAGAAUUUACUACAAAACCAUAUAACUUUUGAGGGAGUUGGCAAGUAAUUAUAAAAUAGUUUAAUUUGUAAUAUAGUGUUAAGUAGGAUUAUCAAAACUCUGAUGCUGCAAUUACUAUUAUGUCCUUGGAUGGUGAUGUAACUACUAACACUAGUUAAAGAAAUUUGCAUGGAAGCAGUCCAUGAUUUGAUAAUUUAAUAUGUGAUCCACUUUUCAGA
This is a messenger RNA of Erythranthe guttata (spotted monkey flower), 3266 nucleotides long. RefSeq lists its product as uncharacterized. Gene Ontology annotation, molecular function: receptor serine/threonine kinase binding; protein kinase activity; ATP binding. The record is from RefSeq and is a predicted model, not a curated record. Gene Ontology annotation, biological process: stomatal complex morphogenesis; plant ovule development; embryo sac development. NCBI's taxonomy places the organism in Eukaryota, Viridiplantae, Streptophyta, Magnoliopsida, Lamiales, Phrymaceae.